Messenger RNA from Heterostelium album PN500, 276 nucleotides. RefSeq lists its product as uncharacterized. NCBI's taxonomy places the organism in Eukaryota, Evosea, Eumycetozoa, Acytosteliales, Acytosteliaceae. The transcript is spliced from 2 exons. The coding region runs from base 1 to 276 and encodes 91 amino acids. The record is from RefSeq and is a predicted model, not a curated record.
AUGACAUUUUGUCAAGUUGUCGCAAUUCCACAAUCUACAAAUAUAUAUUAUUAUAUAAAUAGCAAUAGUGGUGGUGGUAGUAGUAGUAAUAGUAUUAGUAGUUGUGGAAUUAAUAAUAACAAUAGUAACAACUUUUUCAAUAUAAAUAAUAAUAAUAAUAGUAGUAAUAUAAUUAAUAAUAAUAAAAUUCUGGCAAAUCAAUGUGAAAUUUUACCACAUUUCAUCCAAAGGAUGAUUGUCAGUCACUUGCUGAUCGAUAAAAAGAAUAGAAAUUGA